CGGACUCUCCGGUCGAGGGCGUCAGAGGAAAAAGAAGUGGCGGUCGCGAAUCCACAAUGGCGGUGCCGUUCGAUCUCAGUGUGUCGUUAGACUUUAUGCAGCGCGCAUUAGCGCGUCACAGAGAUUAGUGCACGUGCGAAGCGGUUUCGCCGAUCGUGAGAUGCCGUGAAAAUUGGCAGCGAUGCGCGGCUCAAUGUGCUCCAAGCGAUUCCUGCUCUAUUUUCUCUACGGCGCCUUCACCAUUUCGAUCCUAUUCGACGCCAAGAUGGCCAUCGAGGGCCUGCCACUGCACGGACAGGAGCCCGAUAGCGAUCAGGACAUCCUCGCAGGAGCCGACUUCCUGUCGCUGUUCCUGCAAACGUCCCUCCGCCGAGCGUACGCCGAAACGACGCCCACGCCGCCCCCGACCACCACCAUCCUCCUCGAAAUGGAAGACGACCCGUACACCACCCGAAGGAGCAAACGAAACUCCCAAUCCCCGUUCGCGAGUUCCCCUUUCCCCCGAAGCACCGAACAAUUCAGCGACUCCACCACCGACAAAGACGGAGUCGUCGUCGCCGUGCGGGUCUCCUCCUCCUUAGGCAGGUCAGCGAGCGAUCCGUACGGCGACAGUACCACCUUGCAACCCGCCCCGACGUACUUCUCCUCCGAACACCACCCCAGCCUGGUGGCGAAGGCCAGCAAAAGUGAACUGAGUGUCGAGGAAAGUGAGCCCAUAACGAAAGACAGCGACGCGGCGUCGGACUUCAGCAGGAACUACCCGGCUCGCGUGCGCGUACUACCUCCGUUCGUGCACCAGGAGAACAAACCCUACCAGCACCCGACCGUCAUAUUCCACGACGAUCCCGCGGAUACCAACAGCGCGAGGUCUGUUUCCUACAGCUCGAUCAUCCAAACGAUCCCUCAGCUGCCCAUCGAAACGGAGCGAUCGGAGCCCCACGAGCGGCACGAGAGGAACUACAACGACGCCAAAUCGCCCUACGUGAACGCCUUCGACAAAGAGGCGAAGCUGAAGCAGAUCGACGGCAGUACCAAGCAGACGAAGAUCGAUUCCGCUGCGAAGACGACGCCGAAAACGUGGCAUAGCCCGAGGGUGUUCGCUCCCACCACGCCUCUGCCGGUGGUCCUGCCGAAGGUCUACGGGCAGCCGGAGCAGAACUACGAGGUGGACGAGGCCUUGAGCGUGGUGACCAACGGCAGGGCGCACGGGGUGCAGCCGACGAAGCCCGAGAAGAAGCCCGACGAUAACCAGAAAUUCGGAUACGUGGUGGAAGGGAAGAAUUACAGGAAGUACCGGGUGGAGGAGAGAACGGCCGAUGGGUUCAUCGUGGGAGAGUACGGAGUGGUCAGCCACGAUGACGGUUCGUUGCGCGGUGUCAGGUACACCGCUGACGGUACUAUUAAUCCCAGAUUGAUUUCCGAGGCUUUGAUGAAGUUUUUGUCCCUGUGAUUUUUUUUGUGCUCUUAUUGCUCGUGCACUGGUUUAUUCAAAUAAAACGACUAAAAGUGAAUGUUGUAGGUCGUACUAAUAGUACCGCACAUAUGCGAAUUUGAAUAAAAGUGUAUGCAAGUAAUAGCGCUAAACAUAUGGGCUGUACUGAAAUUAUUCUAGUUCCUUUUUUUAAUUCGAGAAAAGUUUUCUGUCAACGACAGUAUCUGUUUAGUCUAAUCUUGCCUUGUUUACAGGAAACUUGCCGUCACGCUCUGUAUAAUUUGAUUUUUCCGUUUUAAAUUAUUUCAGAGCGCCGGACAAUUCGAUUGCGUGGUGCUCGUAUCAAAAUAAAUCCCUAUAUCAUUCGAAUGGUUUGCUCACGAUGUCGAUUAUUGUAAUAGUUAAUUAAAUUUGUAUGUACAUC
This is a messenger RNA of Phyllotreta striolata, 1856 nucleotides long. NCBI's taxonomy places the organism in Eukaryota, Metazoa, Arthropoda, Insecta, Coleoptera, Chrysomelidae. The record is from the annotation of a GenBank genome assembly.